Messenger RNA from Symbiodinium sp. CCMP2592, 4287 nucleotides. The record is from the annotation of a GenBank genome assembly. NCBI's taxonomy places the organism in Eukaryota, Dinophyceae, Suessiales, Symbiodiniaceae.
AUGCAUGCAGUUAAUGGUAAUUCAGUCGCGGACCAUUCUGUCUUUGCUGUGGCGGCGAUCAACUCCAAUGGUGUUAGUGCGCCGGGCAAGUGGAUGAAUCUCUGCGGUAUGCAUGAGGAUGUGGUUGCCAUUUGUGAAACACAUGCAACUGCUAAAACACAGAAAGCACUGAACGAUACGGAUGAAAAGCGUCAAGUUUUCUGGGGAGCUCCGGUGGUUUCCACAUCUCGGUGUGGCGUAGCCUUCCUCGUGAAGAAGUCCUGCAACUGGGCGGUGCGGCCUCUUGCUUUUCAGGGGCCUUGUUCGGCACAUUAUCGUGGGGGUCGAUUACAUGCUAUACAGUUAUUCCGUGGCAAAGGGAAAAGAUCGUGCAUUGUGUAUUGCGUCUAUGGACAUGCUGGUGCCAGGUGGGAGAGUUCCAAGCGUGAGAUGUUGCAUGCUAUGUUACGUGACAUAUUUCAGGAUGCUGUGACGCGUGGGGGAGUGCCGAUUAUGAUAGUUGGAGACUACAACAUUGAGAUUGCGGAGAGCACAUAUCUACAAAGUUGUAUUGCGUGCGAUUGGAUCGAUGCGUCACGUUGGUGUCGUCAGGACGCUCAGAGUAUGCUUACUUCGCUUAAAGGGGGAGGAUCCCGGAUUGAUAUGUGUAUCAUGAACCAGAGUGCUGCAAGUCUGUGUGCGGAUUGUCGAAUCUGUGAUGCUGUUGUGCGGACGGACCAUCGUGUCGUCACUGUUGUUUUCAGGUGGCCUUUGGCGGCUCAGACGCGCUACCUUGUUAAGCAUGUGGGGCUUAAAGGACGAUACAAAGAUCCACCGCAACAGUAUUUACCGCCUCCGGUCUCUUCGUUUGAUGUGCGACAGUUGCUUGCACGGCAUGAGCUCCACGAGGCUUUUGGUGUGUGGUGUCGUGAUGCUGAAAAGUUACUUCUUAGCAUUCCUAUGGUGGUUGACGGCGUUGACACUUUUGAUGAGGGGCAUGGUCGAGGCAAGGUGCGUUUUCAGAAGUUAUGUCGUUACCCCGCUGUUGCGCAAGAGACGGCUAUGACCCUUAGGAUGCGGCAGCUUGCUUCCGCGAUUCGUCGUUCGGAGGAGUUGAUGCUCAUGAGUGCGUUUGGGUACCGGGCAGAACAGACAUGGCGGAAUAUUCGGAAGGUUAGGCCCUAUCUUGAUGCUACAGUGCGUCCCGCAUUUGAUGAACAUUUCUGGAAAGGGCUUACGCGGGAGAAUGUGAAGGCAGUUUUGGUGGUUCUGAAGGAGCACUACCAACGGGUCCAGACGGAGUGCAAGAAUGCAAGGUUGAAAGCGUGGAAGCGAAGGAUGUGGGCGUCGGAUCGUGAAGCUCAUCGUUGGUUGCGUGGAGGGGGUAAGCCUUUGACUACGGUUAUGCAGAUGCCUGAUGGGGUUUUUUCUGCCAAUGCAGAACAACAGCUCAAGGCUAUUUUGGAUGCGUGGAAGCCCAUAUUUGGAAAAUUCAAGAAUCGUGAACCCCGUGUUGACAGGUUCUUCGAAUUCUUUGGGAGUGGCAUGCGUCGUUCGCCUAUGGAUCUGCAGGAUAUAACGGGUGAGAGGCUGGUUGAAGCUGCACUUCGUACGAAGGCUAGUUCAGCAGGAUUGGAUCAAUUCCGCCCGGAGGCUUUAACUGCGCUUGCUAGGUGGUACCCCCAGGUCUUUGAAGCCCUGGCUCUUAUCCUGAAUUACACUGAGAUGAAUGGGGUAUGGCCUGAUGAAGUCAGUCUUGCAUAUACAGCAUUGGUACCCAAAGAUGAGACGCAGCCUGAGGCACAACCCACCGCUUAUCGACCGAUUUCGGUUCUCAGUGCUGUGUAUCGCUUAUGGAGCAAGGUGCGGUUUGAUGACGCGUUAUGCUGGCAAGAGGGCUGGAUCGAUGGGAAUGCGUGGGGAUGUAGGCCACGUCGCGGAGCAGACAGCCUCGCUAUGUCAAUUUCGUUGCGUCUGGAGAGUGAGGCUUCGCGUGGGCGAUCGGUGGGAGGUGUGGCGUAUGAUUGUCGCAAGGCUUUUGAUCUGAUACCAGUACCGCUACUUCUUGAAGCCAUGCGGAGAAGGGGAUGUUCGGAGAGGAUCCUCGCGCCCUUGAGUUGGAUGUAUGAUCACUUGCAGCGUUGCUUUCGCCUUCGUGGUAACUGCGGGGAGUGGUGGCGCAGUGACAACGGCUUGAUACAAGGUGACGCUUUGUCGAUGAUUGGUUUGAACUGUGUGGUCACGGUCCUUCUCGAGUACACAAGGCAGCAUAUCCCACAGGUGGUUGCGUCGUCGUACGCGGAUGAUGUGUCUGGUGUGGCGUCUUCUACUUCUACGGAAGGUCUUCGCGAUGCUGUUCGCCGCUUUCACAGGGUUAUUCAGGCGUAUGAAUCAUGUGACGCGGGGGAGGUGAAUGUUAAGAAGACGUUCACUUUUGGUGAUGAGGUUCUGGCUCAGGUUUUGCAUGCUGAGAUGGACCACAAGCAGCAAUUUGUUGUUGUGGGUGGAUCUUUUGUCGUUGAUGGCAUGUUGGAUGGGCGCACAGAGCUUGAAACACAAAGGUCGUCCAAAUGGCAGGGCACUAUAUGCCGGGCGCGGCACUCCCCUUUUCACUGGAAGCGCAAGUGUCAACUUCUGCUGGCUACACAGAGUCAGGCUUGCUACGGUCAGGGUACACAUUCCUUCCAAUGGGAGGUUGAAACUCUUAAGGGCAUGCGUAGUGAUGUGAUGAGGACAUUAUGGAGUCGCGACUUUUAUAGCAUGUCCCCAUUGAUCACGUUUGCAAUCUUGGCGCCCCCUCAGCUCGAUCCGACUUUUGGUCCUAUUUAUUUUGGCUUACGUACGGUGGCUCGGUGUAUUCGGGAUUCGGAUUUCCGGGAUGUACUUCGCCAGGAGUUCCAAAAGGAUGCGUGGGUGGAGGGCCCUGCGGCGCGCUUGCGUUUGCUUGCGGACAGUCCUGUAUUUCGGGAAUUGAUCAAUGAGCUGGUGUACCGACCGGUCAAUGAGCAGGAAUGGGCGCACCGUCUCCGUAUGGCAUGGCGACAGUUUUUGGUGGCAAAAGUUAUCAAAGACCGUCCACAGCAUUAUGGUGAUAUUCAAGAUUUGGAUUUCCGUCGCACUAUGCUUCUGCAUGAGCGUUGGGAGAGGGAAGCGAAUGUUGUUUGCAGUGACGAUGAUCUUGAAGGAGCUUCCGCAACAGAGGUGGUCAGACAAAAGGUGGCUGUUCUUCGUCUUUUACUCGCGGGUGGUUUGAUGACGGAGGAGCGCGACUAUCGCCAUAAACGGGUGCAUCAGGAUGCGAAUUGUAGUGUCUGUGGGGUGUUGAAGACGGUGUGGCAUGUAUCCUGGGACUGCAAAGUUCACUCACAUAUUCGAGAUCCUGUUGUUGCGAGUUUGCCAUGCUCUGUGAAUGCUCUUCCGGUGUGUACGCGCUAUGCUGGCAUUAUACCUACCAGGUUGGUGAUGGAUGAUGCGCAAGUGUGUGCCUUGCAGUCGAUGUUGGUGGACAUAUGGCGGCGCAACAUUGCAGAGUUUCAUGAUAAACAGCGGCACUAUCAGACGGUGGUACAUGCAGCUGUGCAGGAAGGGGGUGGACAGGAUGGUGCUUUCCAGGAGAAUGGGCAUGCGAUUCAAGCGCGGACUGAAGGGCGUCCUGGGGUAUGGUGCCGCAAAUGUGGUAAAUUCGUCACGCGGUUAAAGCAUGUCAAGCUGAAGAUCACUGGGACGGUUUGUGCUCAAAAGGACUUGCCUGAGGCGGAAUGGCUGGAGGCGGAAGGUUUCGCGCGUAGUUCUGCUCGUCUCAAGCAACUUCGUCGUGAGCUACAGUCUAAAUACAACCGAGCCCGCCAUGUAUUACACUGGAACGAGCAAAUUGGCAAGGAGGUUGGGGCACCGGAUGAGGGGAAGUUGCACUGCUUUCGAUGUGGUCGUGAUUGGAAGUGGAAAGACAGGGCUAAUAUGCGUACCAGCGAGAUGAGAAGUUAUGGCGUGCAGCCAGAUGUUGGGUGCUACGCGCUCGCCCUAGUCGCUUGCAAGCGAGGCGCUGCCGGGCACAAGGCUUUCGAGCUCAUCGACGAGAUGUGGAAAAAAGAGUCGGGGUCAUGGUCUUCUGCGGGGCGUGGCAAUGCCUUGGGCCGACUGGUCAAAGAAGACUUCCCGGAGGCCGCAUACACGAAGUGGGUCACACUUCUCAAGGCCAUAGCGAAACAAGACCGAGAUGAUUUCGCUUUGGCAGCACGUGCGCACCUCCGCGUGUUCGCCCCGCACCUGCCAGUGGACAUCGUCAUUGACCCCGUAGGUGACAGCUAA